This is a messenger RNA of Sporothrix brasiliensis 5110, 462 nucleotides long. RefSeq names its product cyanate lyase. The transcript is spliced from 2 exons. Bases 1 to 462 code for a protein of 153 amino acids. The record is from RefSeq and is a predicted model, not a curated record. NCBI's taxonomy places the organism in Eukaryota, Fungi, Ascomycota, Sordariomycetes, Ophiostomatales, Ophiostomataceae. Gene Ontology annotation, molecular function: DNA binding; cyanate hydratase activity.
AUGCCGGACCAGCCCAAGCUCGCGUCACUUGAUUCCCUCUUCGCCGCCAAGACCGAGCGCGGCCUCACGUUUGCCGCCAUCGCCGAAGCCCUGGGCCGCAGCGAGGUCGCCGUCGCCGCCAUCUUCUACGGGCAGGCCACCGCGUCCGAAGAGGACGUCGCCAAAUUGGCGCCUCUGCUGGGACUGGACCACGCGACCCUCCUCUCCCAGAUCGGCGGCGUCUUCCCCGACCGCGGCCGCGCAGGCCCGAUGCCGCCCGUCGAGCCGUUGAUCUACCGACUCUACGAGAUUGUGCAAAACUACGGCUACGCGUACAAAGCAGUGAUUAACGAAAAGUUUGGGGACGGCAUCAUGAGUGCGAUUGCGUUCAGCACGACGGUGGACAAGGAGGUGGACGGGGACGGCGUGGCGUGGGUGAACAUUAAGCUGCGCGGCAAGUGGCUGCCUUUUACGCGGUUUUAG